UCGACAUCAUACGAUUGAAAACGUGAUACUGAUUUAUGUAAAAAAAAAAUAUUGUUUACUGAUAGUCGAAUUAGAUGACAUCUUUAGAAACGAUAAUACACUGCGCUUGUAGAAAAAUCAAUAAAUAUAUAAAUAAACUUACUAAUUAUUGUUGAAUUGUUGCUAUAAAUAAGUUGAAUAAGAAUUGUUAGGAAUUGCUAAUAAAAACAUUUAUUUUACAUGAGCGAUAACAUAAUGUAAAGGUGCAUAAAUAAAAAAGAUGUACGUGAUGCAAAUAAUGAAGAUAUACUGGAAAUUUUGCUAUCGCAUUGUCGGUAUUUUUGGAUCACAACAAAGUGAAGCAGAGCUCUAGAAUUCUAUAGCCUCGUGCCGAUCUUUUUUUCUGAAAUCAGUGCAUUAUUGUUGUAAUAAUGUAUAUUACGUUAUUCGCGUCUUCAAAUAAACGUAUUGAUAUCAUACACAAUGUACAAAUUAUAUUCUAAUCUUUUUUUUACCUCACAUAUGGGUAGGAAUUGAUUUUUACCACUAUGCACUUUUGGUAUAAUUCAUUUGUGAUCUUAAUGCCACAGUUUACUUGAAUACUUUGUUUACUUACUUACAGGCCAUCGAAUUGGACGUUAAAAGGCACGUUGGUAGCAUGGCACAAAACGAGAGAGAAAUUAGAGCGGCUGCUGAGUCUUUGUUAACCGGAUCUAUAAACUCGCAGAAUUCCUAUAGUCAAAGGAAUAUAAUACCGGAUAUGAUUCUGAAUGAUCUUAUCGCAGGUGCCGUGCACAACGAGAGAAUGUCUAAUGUCAGACGUUUCUUUUGCCUCUUCGUCACAUUCGAUCUUCUAUUAAUAUUUCUUAUGUGGCUUAUUUGUACAAUGAUUGCUGGCGAAAGUUUGGAAUCCGCCUUUAUGACGCAAGUGGUCCAUUAUCAUAUAAAAACUUCGCUUUUCGACAUUGUGAUGGCAGCGAUUUGCAGAUUUACGAUAUUAUUGUUAUUCUACGCGCUGCUUAAACUGAAUCAUUGGAUUAUAGUUGCCUUGACAACUGCCAUUACAUGUGCCUUUUUAAUCGGUAAAGUGUUUCUCUUUGAUUGGUCGAUAUGCAGUCAACCUGUAUUUCAAGUUCUCCUUAUUCUUACUUCAUUCAUAUUACCUUGGGUGGAAGCUUGGUUCUUCGAUAUUCGCGUGAUACCUCAAGAAAUGCAAGCUAGAAAUUGGAUUAGAAAUUUCGUAGACAAUGAAAGAGAACCGCUUCUUCGAGGCGUUACCUCGGAAUCGCGACAACACAGCAGUGUUGACCCUACUGGUACCUUUUUCACACCUAUGGAUUCUCCAGAUCAUUCUGACCACGAGGAAGAUGGUUUCAGAAGAGCAAGCGGUUCUAGAUGGACGAAAGCAAACGAGGCGUUCCCAUCUAAGCCCUUAGCGAGACUUACGUCGGAAAUGAUAGAGGAUUAUAAAAGAAAGGCAAAUGUGUUAGUGCAAAAUUGUAAUGAUUUGUUACAAUCAAAAGAUUGGCAAAUUGAGAACAUAAUGCCGAAUGGUGAUAUUAUAUUUUACAUGGACCGUCCUAAAGAAGGAAAAAUUUUAAAAAUAGUAGGAAUAAUUGAAGCCCAACCUAGUAUACUGGUAAAUCGACUAUUUGAUGAAAUUGAGACAUCUCCCACGUGGAACAGACUCGUCACAGAAUCGAAAAAGUUACAGUACAUCGACGAGAAUACGGAUAUUGUUUAUCAAGCCACGAGUGCUCAAGGAGGAGGCCUUAUUGGCGCUCGUGAUUUUGUCAUUUUAAGACAUCGUAUUCAAUACGGUAACUAUUAUAUCAAUAUUGGUACGUCAGUGCCUUUUACAUCGUUACCAAAUCGCCGCAAUGUUGUCAGGGCUGAGAACAAUCUAAGCUGUUGGGCUGCGGAAAAAUUACCUAAUGAAGAUAACAAAUGCCGAUUUACAUGGAUUAUUAAUACAAAUUUAAAGGGCUGGAUCCCACAAAAAAUUGUAGAUAAGUCUAUGUCCACCGCAUUGACAGAUUUCAUGUUUUACGUUAGGACAUAUAUGGACGAGACGCGAAGUUCAACAGAUCCUUAGUAUAACUAACACUUUUAACAUGAUUGAAGAGCCAUGGUCUUUCAUAAUUAUCCAGUUAUAUUUGCAUAAUCGAAAUAAUUCUGACAUUUUGCGAUAUUUUUGACGUUUUAAGAAGAUCGCAAUUUACGAUCAAAUCAAGUAUGCUGUCUCCAUUAUAUUUUCCAUGUGUUAUGUAUAUUAGUGUAAAAUAUUAUAGCGACAAAUGUAGAAAGAGUCUGUGAAUGUUUUUUGUUGGAGAGCUGAUAGACUGACAAAAGAAUGGUAAAAGACUUUUUUUACACGCUUUCUAUUUCGUAAACAGCAAUAAAUGUUAAGAGAUAUGCGCCAUUUGUAAAUCGUGUCAAAAAUAAUUUAUCUUUUAUUUUCGAUAAAAUGGUACUUUUUCUUAAUCGAGAUAAGUUUAAAUGUUCUAUAAUAAGCAAGGAUUUAUACAUGUAAUAUCGUGUUUCAUCAUUUUAAUUUGUUUUUUGACAAAACAUGAUUCAAUUUUUGUAUCGCAAAUUUCUAAGUAAUAUUUGCGAAUAAUUUUAUUCUGAUGAAAUUUUAUAUAUUCUUCCAUUAACCGGUUGUCUGGACUAUUAAUAAUGUUUGUUUUAACAUUUAAUUGGUUUUAUCGUGUGUUCCGAUUUACUCAUCGUUCUCUGAGAUCUCAAUUAAUGUAAAUGUGAUAAGCUCCAAAUGUAAAACGAUUCUAAGUGAAAUGAUUUUUACUGUAAAAACAUUAUUCCAAGAUGAUCAUAUUCUUCAUUUAGAUAAUUUAGGUUUAAGUAGUCACGUAUGUAAAUAUAUAUAGCUUACAUACAUUUAAUGAAAAUUAAUUGCAAUACACUUACAAUACACCUACGACAUGCAUUUCAUUACGGUACACGUAUGUAUGUAUGACUGACUGUGCUUGCUUGCGUCAUGAUUUUGGAUACAAAGUUAAUAAAUUGUUGUGCAUAGAUACGUAGUAGUCAACAUAUCGAAAAAAGUAUUGAACAAAGGUAACAGAAUGUGGCAACAAACAGAAAUAUUUUUAUAAAAAAAUCCGCGUGUUAUAUACUAAGUUCUAAAGUGUAUAAUGAAAUGAUUCACUUGUUCUAUAUCCUUCUUUCAUUCCUAAAAAUUGUAUAGAUGUUGAUUCAUUAUUCUGUCCAUAAAGAGGAGUUUUGUCUAUAAGGGUUAAACCAUCUUCCUUUACAAAAAUAUAAUGCCCUACGUCCACUCUUUCAAACUUUAGUGUAGAAACCAUUAUUUUUCAUUCGCAAUAUUAUCAAAUUGCUAAGUAAUAUAAUAUUAUGUACUUGUAAUGGAAGAUCUAUAAACUAUGUUUUUAUUUACGGAAGAGAAUCUUUAAUCCUGUAUGAUAUAUCAUUUAUAUGAUAUGAUAUUAAUGAUGAUUCGCUAGUCAGAUAUUUUCUCUUUAUUGAUAACGAACGAAGACGAAGAACCAGGAAGUAUAAAAGCAGGCAGGAAAACCAAGGCCGUAGUCGGAGUUCUCAAAUAUUGUAUGACUUUCCAUUUACGUUCAAUAAUUGAACAACAAAACAUGAGAUACAGUAGCGUAAAUGUGUACAAUACAAGGAAGAAUAAAAUAAAAGAUACCUGAAAAUAAGGAAUAAUUAACGAUGCGAACUAUAAUGAUUUAGCACAUUUCAAAUAUGUCCCUGAUAAUAACGAACAUUUAUUAUUCAAUAUCAAACAGUAAUUGUGAUCGUUGUAUUCUUUAUACAUGAAUCUUUUAUUCUUCCUGCUACCUUGACCUGUCGAAUGAAUUAUAAAAGUGUAGAGUACAAACAAGCUACGACUAAAAUGUAAAUCGUAAAUCAUGUAUGUUUGAUUUUAUAAAAUUGGCCUAAAUAAACAACAUUGCCUGUGUCAAAAAAUGCUAAUUGUACAUAGUAGUAAUAAGCAAUGUUAUUAAAAAAAUAAUCUUGAUCUAA
Messenger RNA from Ceratina calcarata, 3996 nucleotides. It is a transcript of the gene Start1, whose product is annotated as Steroidogenic acute regulatory protein-like. The coding region runs from base 638 to 2074 and encodes 478 amino acids. The transcript is spliced from 11 exons. Gene Ontology annotation, molecular function: lipid binding. Gene Ontology annotation, cellular component: late endosome membrane; endoplasmic reticulum membrane; lysosomal membrane. Lineage: Eukaryota; Metazoa; Arthropoda; Insecta; Hymenoptera; Apidae. The record is from RefSeq and is a predicted model, not a curated record.